Hippopotamus amphibius kiboko is the source of this 1948-nucleotide messenger RNA. It is a transcript of the gene HIBADH, whose product is annotated as 3-hydroxyisobutyrate dehydrogenase. The coding region runs from base 119 to 1153 and encodes 344 amino acids. Gene Ontology annotation, cellular component: mitochondrion. Gene Ontology annotation, biological process: L-valine catabolic process. The transcript is spliced from 9 exons. The record is from RefSeq and is a predicted model, not a curated record. Lineage: Eukaryota; Metazoa; Chordata; Mammalia; Artiodactyla; Hippopotamidae. Gene Ontology annotation, molecular function: 3-hydroxyisobutyrate dehydrogenase activity; NADP binding; NAD binding.
GCGUGCGCGUGAAGCUCCACGCCGCCGCCGAGCCCGCCCGCCGCACGGUGCACCCUGGCAGUCAGUGGGUGAGCCGCAAGUCGCGGAGGUCACCGUGGGGAGGUGGGGCGUGGGCAGCAUGGCAGCCUCCUUACGGUUCCGUGGAGCCGCCUCCGGCCUCCGGUACUGGAGCCGCCGGCAGCAGCCGGCCGUGGCCAGCCUUGCAGCGGAUGCUUUUACACAUGUGGAGUCUGCACAGACCAGGUCAAUGGCUUCUAAGACUCCAGUUGGAUUCAUUGGAGUAGGCAACAUGGGGAAUCCAAUGGCAAGAAAUCUCAUGAAACAUGGCUAUCCACUCAUUAUUUAUGAUGUGUUCCCUGACGCAUGCAAAGAAUUUCUAGAUGCAGGUGAACAGGUAGUGUCUUCCCCAGCAGAUGUAGCAGAAAAAGCUGACAGAAUCAUUACAAUGUUGCCCACCAGUCUCAAUGCCAUAGAAGCUUAUUCUGGAGCAAAUGGAAUUCUAAAAAAAGUGAAGAAAGGCUCACUAUUAAUAGAUUCCAGUACUAUUGAUCCUAUGGUUUCGAAAGAAUUGGCCAAAGAAGUUGAGAAAAUGGGAGCAGUUUUCAUGGAUGCCCCUGUUUCUGGUGGUGUGGGAGCUGCUCGGGCUGGGAACCUCACAUUUAUGGUAGGAGGAGUCGAAGAAGAAUUUGCUGCUGCCCAAGAGUUGCUGGGGUGCAUGGGCUCCAAUGUCAUGUAUUGUGGAGCUGUUGGGACUGGGCAGGCUGCGAAGAUCUGCAACAACCUGCUGUUAGGUAUUAGUAUGAUUGGGACUGCUGAAGCUAUGAAUCUGGGAAUCAGGUUAGGGCUUGACCCAAAACUCUUGGCUAAAAUCCUAAAUAUGAGCUCAGGACGAUGUUGGUCAAGUGAAACUUAUAAUCCUGUACCUGGGGUGAUGGAUGGAGUUCCCUCGGCUAAUAACUAUCAGGGUGGAUUCGGAACAACCCUCAUGGCUAAGGAUCUGGGAUUAGCACAAGACUCUGCUACCAGCACAAAGACCCCAAUCCUUCUGGGCAGUCAAGCCCAUCAGAUCUACAGGAUGAUGUGCGCGAAGGGCUACUCAAAAAAAGACUUCUCGUCUGUGUUCCAGUUUCUGCGAGAGGAGGAGACCUUCUGAGUUUGCCUUCUGGCUGUGGACACUGUUGGAAACCAGACUCUAUCUCGGAGCCCCUUAUAGCUCACUCCACACGUAAAUGGGCUUCAUCAAAGCUCACCUGUCUGCUUCUGAUUGUCUAGGUCGCAAUAAACCCUGGGAUUUUUCACCCACUUUUAACUGCUUAUUCUUUGAAUCUAUUUAGCAAACACAUAUUAUCUGAACUUUUUUUCUGCAAGCCACUGAUGGUCUCUGCUAGCUAACUGAUUGACCUUUUUCAAAAGUUUGAUUCCUGAGCAUCUUCAGCUAAAAUGUUGCCUACUUCAAUCAGGAUAUUGUUUACUCCACUUUACAAAUAAAACCAGUUUUUUUUUUCAACAGGAUAAAACCUAUUCUGGAGGAAAGAAAAGAAAUCGGUGUGAGGAAAGGAGUUAGAGAGAGGGGAAGUUUAGUGACUUACUGCCUGUGCCCCUCAGAAAGUUUGUCCUGUUAGCCCAGUGGUGGUAUUCUUGCAUUCUGAGGUUACUGGUUUAUUUUCCAGGAGUUGAUAAGGCAAGAGAACGCCUUGCUGCAUGUUAUGUAAUUUGGACUCUGUUACGUUAUCUUGGUGUGUCCCUCUUGUAAGAACUCCCAAUACUCAGCAAACUUAUUUUUUAUAUUUUUGCUUCCUUGUACAUUCUUACUACAUAUUUUUUGACUUCAAAAGAAUGAUCUUUAGAACUGUUUCAGAGCCAACAAUGAUCUGUGCUUUAGAUAAUUAUAUUAUCCUAAAUAUAACCAUAUUAUUUUGAAUUGAAAUAAAUUUCUACGCUGAUAAUA